Messenger RNA from Oryzias latipes (Japanese medaka), 3865 nucleotides. Its product is annotated as pre-B-cell leukemia transcription factor 1. Gene Ontology annotation, biological process: regulation of DNA-templated transcription. Gene Ontology annotation, molecular function: DNA-binding transcription factor activity, RNA polymerase II-specific; DNA binding. Lineage: Eukaryota; Metazoa; Chordata; Actinopteri; Beloniformes; Adrianichthyidae. Gene Ontology annotation, cellular component: nucleus. The record is from RefSeq and is a predicted model, not a curated record.
CCUCCAGGUGGGGCUAAUGGAGCAUACCAGGUCCUGCUUGGGGGGAGGCGGAGUCUGACUCCGGUGCGUGUCGCCGCUGUCCAGCCCGCGCGGCGCAAGGAUGGAGAGAGUGGAAUAAAUCCACUCUUCUCCGUUUCUCGUGUUUGGGAGGCACUUAUUGGGGGGGUGAAGCGGUCUGCUGUCGCGCGCAGGACCUCCAAGGGGCUGAAGCAGCAGCGGAUACCCGCCGUUCCUGAACGGGGACCGCCUUCUCCAGCCUGUGGGAUUCAUUCAGUGAUUCUCCGGGAUUCCAGCAGACAGCAGGUGACAGACAUGGACGAGCAGCCCAGGAUGAUGCUCUCUCACACGCCAGGCAUGGCCGCGCACGCUGGCCUGCCGCAGCACGUGCACGAGGGCGGCACGGCGCCGGACGGGGACGCGCGGAAGCAGGAGCUCGGAGAAAUCCUGCAGCAGAUCAUGACCAUCACGGACCAGAGCCUGGACGAGGCGCAGGCCAGGAAACAUGGCCUGAACUGUCACAGGAUGAAGCCGGCUCUCUUCAACGUCCUCUGUGAGAUCAAGGAGAAAACAGUGCUGAGUAUCCGUGGUGCCCAGGAAGAAGAACCUCUGGACCCUCAGCUCAUGCGGCUGGACAAUAUGCUGCUAGCGGAGGGCGUGUCUGGUCCAGACAAAGGCGGAGGCUCGGUGGCAGCAGCAGCUGCAGCGGCUGCUUCAGGAGGGGUGGGGGCCGACAACUCUGCAGAGCACUCAGACUACAGGGCCAAGCUGUCCCAGAUUAGACAGAUCUACCACACAGAGCUGGAGAAAUAUGAGCAAGCUUGUAACGAGUUCACCACGCAUGUGAUGAACCUGCUGCGAGAGCAGUCACGCACGCGGCCCAUCUCACCCAAAGAGAUUGAGCGCAUGGUGAACAUCAUCCACCGCAAGUUCAGCUCCAUCCAGAUGCAGCUGAAGCAGAGCACCUGCGAGGCUGUCAUGAUCCUGCGCUCCCGCUUCCUGGAUGCCAGGCGGAAAAGGAGAAACUUUAACAAGCAGGCUACAGAGAUACUGAACGAGUACUUCUACUCACACCUCAGUAACCCCUACCCCAGCGAGGAGGCCAAAGAGGAGCUGGCAAAGAAGUGUUCUAUCACAGUGGCCCAGGUUUCCAACUGGUUUGGGAAUAAAAGAAUCAGAUACAAGAAAAACAUUGGUAAGUUCCAGGAGGAGGCCAACAUGUACGCUGCGAGAACUGCCGUCAAUGCGGCUAAUGCAUCCUCACAUGGAAGCCAAGCAAACUCACCCUCCACUCCCAACUCUGCAGGUUCUGCUGCUUCUUUUAACGUAUCCAACUCAGGGGACCUGUUCAUGAGUGUGCACGCUCUCAACGGGGACUCCUUCCAAGGGGCACAGGUGGGAGCCAAUGUUCAGUCACAGGUGGACACUCUUCGCCAUGUUAUCAGUCAGACGGGGGCGUUCAGUGAAGGAGUCGUAGCCAGUCACAUGUACAGUCCGCAGGGCAUCAAUGCUAACGGAGGUUGGCAAGACGCUCCCACCCCCUCCUCAGUGACUUCGCCCACAGAAGGACCAGGAAGCGUUCACUCGGACACCUCCAACUGAUGAACUCCCAUCUACUCAUCUAUCAAUUGACUUGCACUCCCCCCCACCCUCAAACUGUUCAAGUGGACAUGACACAGUGCAGCUGGGGAAAUUUCCAACCCCCCCCCACAAAUCAAACAAAAAUGAUUUUAUCCCUCUGCAACGAUCAGCAACAGACUAAACGCAUAUGUGUGCACCCAGUUGGUGGUUUUCAAGUUCUCAUGAACCCCCUCCUCAUAAAAUCUUUUUUCAGAUCCAUAAAAAGUGUGCAUGAGGUUAUCAUAAAUACACUCAUAGUCCUGUGGGGUUUACAUGAGAUCUAAGUAAAGUUGUGGUGUGGUCCUUGUAAAAUCUGCAUAAACAUCACAAACAUCACACAAUUCCCUAAAAAGACCACAGGUGAAACAUCUCUGCUUUGUAGUCCUUGUAUUUGUUUUUUAUUCAUGUGGCGUUCAGGGAUCUUUUAUAUUGUAAUUUUAUUGUAUUUUUUCACCCUGUGCCAAAGUUGAGCUCAGAAUGUUUGUUUUGUGUCCCAUGGAUUCUCCCGCUUAUCCCCCAAAUUUUGAUCACAUGACUCCUGUCAGAUUCUAACCAAAUUUUGAGCGUCAGUUUAUAGACUCUUCAGAUUACAGGACAGCCCAGAAUGGAUCCCGUCGUGAUUCCUUCACAUUAACUGAAGCACAAAGGUGUCCCAUAAAUGAAGAUGGUCCGAGACGACCAUGCCCCUAUUUUUUUCUGUCCAUUCCAGUGAGAAGGUGGCAGCCAAAGCCCUCUGAUUUGGUUGGUGUUUGUGGUGUUCAUCUCUGCAUCUACACCAAUGUCAAGAGUGAGACAGCACACAUUGAACAAAAAAAAAUAUUUCCCAAACACAACAUUUUGAAAAGACUUAUUUGAAUUUUAUUCAAAUAAUGACAUUUUUUGCUUCAAAUGUCUUGCCUCACUCAAGUUCUCUGCAUCAUGUUGGACUCCACAAUGUUGUGUGUUUCCAGUAUUAAUGUAAAAUUCUUUCAAAAUUCCAUGCAGACGAUGAUACGGAAUUUAAAUGACUCCAGCAAGUUCUAAAGAAAUUAAAGGUCUGGGUAAAAGCUGAAAAAUGAAGAGAAUUAACUUAGUGACAACAUUGGUCAUAAAAAUGGUAAAAGUAGAAAAAUCAAGUGUGAUUGUGCACAGCUAUCCAGAUGUGAACAUAAAUGGCCCCAUCAUCCAGAUGUGAGCGUGCACAGCCAAGCAUCCAGAUGUGAGCAUUGCCAGCCUAUCAGCUUUACGUGAGGGUAAACGGCCUAUCAUCCAUAUGUGAGCGUGCACAGUCAAGAAUCCAGAUGUGAGCAUACACCCCCAUCAUCCAGAUGUUAGCGUCCCCAGCUGCAGCAUCACACCAAAUACAAAAACAUUGCAUUUUAAGCAGCCAUAUUGCUCUCUGCUGUUGCAUGCACUGUGCACAGUCCACAUAGAUUCAACCAACCAGACAUCAUAUCUGCACAGUCAUAUCCUUUAACUGGGAGUAUAAUCUGUGCUCGGGUGGCACUGAGGGAACCCAGCUGUUUUCUGAUACCAAAAACCAGAAUCUGAUCAUUUGAAAUGCUCAGGCGGCUUUAUUGAGAUUUCAUCUUUUGGGGGCGGGAGAGGGAAGUUUGGACUGCUCUGCAGGAUUGUCCUCGCACUCUGUGCUCAAGCCAAAAAAUAAACUGAGGGAGUCAAACAAAAUCCCUGAGGGCAUAGAAACCUCCAAGUGUUUGUUUGGUGAAAAAGUCCUUUCUUUUUUUGUUUACUUUUUGGGUUCUGCUGUUCCAUCAGUCAGACCGGCACAUGCAGACUCAAGCUGAACGCACCCCCAGAUUCAGAACGUGAGGUCUGGGGAGGGGGACGGGCAGUUGUGUUAUAGUUACCUGCACAGGCUUGGAGCACUCAGUCGCUGGACUGACGGCAGCAAGACAGGAAGACAAAAGAAAAAAUGGUUUUCAGUGUCUAACGUCAUGAAUCUCAAUCCAAUGAAGGUUUUUAGCUUUUGAAUAUAAACGCUGAAGUUUGUACACACUUGUUUUGUUUGUUGCAUGUCUUUUUAUUCAGAAAAACAACUGUGUUUUGAAUGUUUACUUGUUUUUUUAUAAGGAUUUCACAGUGAAAUUAUGAAACAUUUUGACUUGGAGGAUCCGUGCACAUGUUGUCCCGAGGUGCACGUGAUCGCAUUUUAACCCAAAAUCAGACUGUCUUCUGGAUAAAAACUGCUCCUUCAUUUGUACUGCCCACGUGAGUCCAAAUAAACCUUUUAUUUCUUGGAUAAAUUUUA